Anisakis simplex (herring worm) is the source of this 366-nucleotide messenger RNA. NCBI's taxonomy places the organism in Eukaryota, Metazoa, Nematoda, Chromadorea, Rhabditida, Anisakidae. The record is from the annotation of a GenBank genome assembly.
AUGGAUGCACCAUUUGCGUUGUGCAGUAAUCUAAUCAACAGUCUCCGAAAAGAGGUUGGUAGUUUUGAUCGUGGUAAGGCAAAAAUACGAUGCAAAAUGAGUACUCCAAUACAGGGUGCCUUCUGGAUGAUAGUCACCUCUUUGUGUUUUUGGGGCAUCGGCCGUGCUCUACCUGCCGCUCUCCUCACACCACUUGCCGAAGAUAAUUUGGAUAAAGACCGGUUUAUAUACUUCGUUGCCGCAAUUUCUGCCACUAAAGUUGCUGGACCCGCACUGGGAUUCAUACUUCAUGGACUAACUCAACGCUGGUACUAUACACUUCAAGGUUUCUUACUAACCCUACUGUUUUACAAUGUUGAACUGUAA